Molecule: messenger RNA, 6229 nt
Organism: Amblyraja radiata (thorny skate)
Lineage: Eukaryota; Metazoa; Chordata; Chondrichthyes; Rajiformes; Rajidae
Gene: itgb2
Product: integrin, beta 2
Exons: 17
Coding region: 255-2591 (778 amino acids)
Biological process (GO): integrin-mediated signaling pathway; cell adhesion mediated by integrin; cell-matrix adhesion
Cellular component (GO): cell surface; focal adhesion; integrin complex
Molecular function (GO): amyloid-beta binding; protein kinase binding; integrin binding
Source: RefSeq, a predicted model, not a curated record
AAAACACUGCAGCGGAAGAAACCGUCAGGCGUGUGAACAUUGCUAUUGAGCAAAGACACAGGCGAGCUCUCGCAAACUCCUCCGCCUGAAAGAGGAGCUCAGUCGGCAGGUUGCGGUCCGUUCAGUUUGCAAACGCACCGUUACUUCCGCAUAUCUCCUUAAAACUCUGACCCUCUGGGGAUAUAGUGUGGAGUUCAAAGAGAAAACGGGUGAACGAGAAGUGUGGCGACGGAGUAGCGGUUUGAGGCGCAGAAAUGAUCAAGUGGUUCCUCCUUCUGUUUGGAUUGGCCUUGGUACUCGAAACAAAAUGGGCUGAAUCAUCCCAAGGCAAAUGCAAUCCCACAAAAGCAGAAGCGUUCUGCAAGGAAUGCAUCAAUUUAGGACCAGGUUGUGCCUGGUGUAAGGCACUGAAUUUCACCAAGCCUGGAGAACCAAAUUCUGCACGGUGUGAUUCCAAUGAACAACUCAAGAAAAGAGGUUGUGAAGCGGUUCAUAUAAUUAAUCAUGAAAAUGUGAUGAAUGUGGAUGUGAACAUUCCACUUGGAAGACAUGGAGAAACUGUGAUACAAAUAAGGCCCCAAAGGGUUCAACUGAAUCUGCGACGAGGCAGCCCACAGAAGAUUGAGGUGAAAUUUAAGCGCGCUGAAGGUUACCCCGUUGACCUGUACUAUCUCAUGGAUCUGUCUUAUUCCAUGAAAGAUGACUUGGAGAAGGUGAAGAAACUGGGAGGACAGCUUCUUGAAGCCUUGACAAGUGUCACUAAAUCUAUUAAAAUUGGAUUUGGUUCCUUUGUGGACAAGACAGUGCUGCCCUUUGUUAACACCCACGAAGAGAAGAUGAAAAAUCCGUGCCCUGAUAAAAAUGAGAAAUGUCAGCCUCCGUUUGAUUUCCGACAUGUCCUCACGCUAACAGAUGAUGCAAAACUAUUCAGUAGUGAAGUUGGGAAACAGUCUAUUUCCGGAAACCUGGACCCUCCAGAGGCAGGACUGGAUGCCAUGAUGCAAGCGGCAGUGUGUGGGGCGCGGAUUGGAUGGCGCAAUGUCACACGUCUUCUUGUGUAUACUUCAGAUGAUGGAUUUCAUUUUGCUGGAGAUGGAAAACUUGGAGCAAUCCUAACGCCCAAUGAUGGCAAAUGUCAUCUUAACAAAGAUGGCUUUUAUGAAGAUAACACAAAAUAUGAUUAUCCAUCUGUCGCUGAGCUGGCUACUAAAUUGGCAGAAAACAACAUCCAACCCAUUUUUGCAGUCACAAGUAAAAUUAUGCCAAUAUACCAGGAUCUGAGCAAAAUGAUUCCAAAGUCUGCAGUGGGUGAAUUGAAGGAGGAUUCCAGUAAUGUGGUUCAGCUAAUUAAAGAUGCCUAUAAUAAUCUAUCUUCUAGAGUGAUAAUAAAGCAUAACACCUUACCAGAUGGGGUCAAGAUCUCUUAUAAAUCACACUGCAAUGGUGAAGAAUCUGAGAGCAAAGUUGAAGGAAUCUGCUCAAACGUGAAGAUUAAUCAGGAGAUAAGUUUCACAGUCAUAAUAUCUGCAGAUAAGUGCCUGUCAAAGACCGAAUCCUUUGAGAUCAAACCUUUGGGUUUCACAGAGAAUUUAGAAAUUAGCUUAAAGACAGAAUGUGACUGUAAAUGUGACGACAAAACUGUUUUAUCUGAACACUGCAACAACAAAGGUGCGGUCAAGUGUGGGAUAUGCAGUUGUGUUCAGGGUUGGAUUGGAAAGUUUUGCGAGUGCGAAAUUGGCAAGCGUUCUACUCAAGAACUGGAUGCAUCAUGUCGUAGAGAUAAUACAUCAACCACCUGCAGCAACCAAGGAGACUGUAUUUGUGGUGCAUGCAUUUGCCAUACUAAUCCCACCAGGAAAAUUUAUGGCAAGUACUGCGAAUGUGAUGACCAGAACUGUGAGCGAAAUAUGGGUAAACUGUGUGCUGGACAUGGAAAAUGUGAUUGUGAAAAAUGCCUAUGCGAUCCAGGUUUUGAAGGAACUGCUUGUGAGUGUGCAAAGGCUUUUGAGCUAUGUAAGCAGCGCAAAGAUAGUGCAAUCUGCAGUGGAAGAGGAAGCUGCACCUGUAAUAAGUGCAAAUGCAAUUCCGGUUAUCAACUUCCAUAUUGUAAAGAAUGCCCAGGCUGUCCAUCUCCAUGCCCAGCUUAUGUAAAUUGUGUGGAAUGCCUUGGAUUUUCAAGUGGUACAUUUGAAAAAAACUGCACUGAAACCUGUGGAAAACUCAAAAUCACUUUAGUGGAUGAGCUAAAAGAGCAGAAGAUUUGUAAAGAGAAGGACUCAAAGAACUGCUGGAUGAAUUUCGUCAUGAAGGAGUUAGAUGGAAAUGGCAACUAUGCUGUGACUAUCUUGAAGAAAACAGAAUGUCCUCCACCCACAAAUGUCAUUGCCAUAGUUGCUGGCGGAGUGGCUGGUGUAUUGCUGAUUGGAGUGGUUAUUCUCCUGAUCUGGAAGUUCUUGGUUGAACUGUACGACCGAAGAGAAUUUAAAAAAUUUGAAAACGAGAGAGGAAAGGCGAAAUGGAACGCAGGAGAUAACCCACUGUUUAAACAAGCCACGACUGUUACCGUAAAUCCCAACUUCAAUGAAGACUGAAGAUUUCAAUAGAGAUGUGAUUAGUUUUGAGUGGUCGCCAACAUUCGUGUGAAACCUUACUUCAAAGGAGACUGAAGAUGGAGAAAGGUUGAAGUGCUUCAGAUGCUGCUUUACAAAUUUCACGUGCAAUGUCACAAACUUAAAUUUUGUGACAGCUUUUUGUCAUUUUCCUGCUGCAUUGUUUAAUGUCUACAUGAUUAGUCAAGCAGCCAAUCUGAGUUGAUGAAACCAUAAAAGUUAUUAAUUUUGAACUAUUGAUUUACAUUGUUGACAUGCACAUAGAUUUUUUACCUCACAAAAAUCAGUCUAAUGCUAUAUAUAUCAACUCUUGUAAUUUAAUACAUUUUUAAUGUUAAGCAGAAUGCCUACAGGUGAGUGAACAAGCAACUCUCCUUGAACCUGUUCAGACAUUAUCUAUGAAAACAAGGCAACAAUAAUGAAAGCAGAUGGCAACUGAUCUUUGUUUGGUAAUGUAAGCACCUGUUUUUGUAUUUUUGAAAGUACUAUCUCCAAUAUUAUUAAUAAUGUUUGAAAGAAGCAGAUUUGCUCAGAUCUAAAAAAAAUGGUUUAUUUUAUAUGCUAGCAAUUUUUGGUUUUGUACAUAAAAUUAACAAAUGCAAAUGGAUAAAGUGAGGUUGUGAGUAUUUUAAGCGGCACAACACUCUUCCAUAAGUGUUAUGCCAACCAUGGCUUAUAACUUGAACAAGUUUGUCAUUGCAAGUAUGCAGAAUUUUGUGAGGCACAAAGCAGUUUACUCAUGCCUAUAAAUGUGAUUUAAAAUAAAAAAGCAGAUGCUAGAAAUCUGAAAUAAAAUUAGGAACACUCAGGAUACCUGUGGAGAAGGUCUGCAAUCCUUUGUCUGAACUAAGAAUGACAAAAAAGCUAGUUUUCAGUUAGACAGAAUGUGGGGAAUGUAUGUUUCAAACAAAGGGAAUGUCUGUUACAAGAUGAGCUAAUGGCUUCAUAGCAGCACUUGCCGGUAAAGUAUCAAAGCUAAAUUUGUCACAAGUUCCGUCACUUUUUCAACAAAUCCAUCAACUCUGUCAUUGAUAGUAGCUUAACUAAUUUGUUCACCUCCUUCAAUGUUAUUGAAUUGCUCAUUGCACUCCUAUUCAUUUCCACCACAGAAAGGCAGAGUUGAUAUCUGAUCACAUAUCCUCGUUGCCCUAGAGUUCAUUUUAACCUUUAAAAUUUUGCCACUUUCGUUACAAGCUCAAAUUACAUAAAAUAUUAUUUUUGCCAACUUUACUGUACCUCCAUUCUGUAAAUUUCACCUCCUCUAACUCUGCUUCUGAUAUUCUAUCCAGGAGAAUGUUACUGAUCAAUUGGCCUUGGCUGAGGUUCUAGUACCACUUUUUAAUUUUAUUUGUUCAUGAUUAUCCUCCUCCUUCCACAUCCUUAAUGCCCUCCCACCUCACUCUGAGCUCAUGAUUGCUUGAUUCUAGCUUCUUAUGCAUUCCCUUUAACUUUUUUUUUGGUGGUCAUAAUUUCAGCCAGCAAUCUAAUUUCCUCUCCUUCCCCCCUUCUUUCUUUAAGACACUCCUUGCAGGCUCUGAUCCUCUCUUGAUCCUUCUGUUCAGCAUCGUUUCUCCUAAUGAUGCUAUGUAACACAUUGGUGUGUUCCUCAACUUCGAAGGUUCCACAUAAAUGCACGUUCUGUUUUUACAUAAUCAACAACACGAUCAUUCUUGAUAUAUUUCAAGGGGCAUUAGUUUUUAAGCAAAGAACUGAAGUGAUUUGUAUUAUUUAUUGUAAAGUGUCCAGCUAAAAUGUGAUAUUAUAGAUACUGAAAUGUCAAAUCUUCGCAGCAGUGUGCUGGAAUUUCUGACCUGCCUCUAUGUGUCCAUGGAUUCUGGCUUCCAUAUGGAUGCUUCCAGGGUCCCUGCUCUCCAUUUCAGCAGCACCAGAGCCCUGGGGAACCCUGUGGUCUACUUUUGGUGUAUGCCAUUUCCCCACCCAAUACUAGACUGCAGACCACUUUUUUUACAUACCAGACCAAUUGCGCAACCCAGGUUGGAGUAAUGAGCCGCAGUGCACUAAAAAAUGUAGAUUGAAAAUAAAUAAAAUACUGAGAUAAAGCACACCACAGACAUGAUGUAAUGGCAGGAUAUAAAUAUUCAAAAAGAAACGUUAAAUGUGUUCACGUAGUUUAAGAUGGUUUCCCAGCCAGAAAUGAAUGUUCCCAAUGAUUAUUGCAAUUAAUCAAAAUAAAUAUUAUUGUCCAUAAUUUUGCCUGCUUUGUCUGCACUUGGCGAAUAUUUAAUAAAGUUCAGUUCCCCAUUUAGGCAGAACCUAAUGUCUUCGGAGAUAUGGGAAGUUGUCUAUACUUUCCAAAGUUCCAUCAUGCCUUCAUUGCUGGAGGGCAGUAUCGUGCAGCUAAUAAAUUUGUCUUACAGCAAUUGGUUGCAAUGUCCAUUACCUCAUACAUUUCAGUGAAUGAUGUAUCAAUGAUGCUUGGAACUCGGCCUCCUGCAAUAAAUGCAGUACCUCAAAAAUAUAACCAAGGCCGUCUCCACAAAACCUACCAAAUGUAUUGGAAGAUAAGCAAACCAACUUCUGUUUUUCCUCUCAAGGCCAACAUUCCUGGCAAUGAAUGUCUAAUUAUACUCAGUUGACUCCAAUAUACAGGCCACAUGGAUUGCUUAGCCACUUUCAGAUUUCUGAAAGCCGACACCUUAUUCCAACAUCUGUCACAGAAAGAGAUUACCAAGUGGAUAGUGAAAAAGAUUCAAGGAGUGGAAUGCUACAUCUCCAGAAAUUAGGGAUGGUAUUGACAAUCUCAAAUUAAUGCAUCAGGAGCAUCAAAAGUCCUGUGUAAAUGCCAAAGGGGCACACCACUCACAAACUGCCCACCUGCUCACUCUGUCAGGCAGAGCUGUGAAAGAGUUUCUUCAGUCAUCCCAGAAUUCACAAACCAGACUGACAGGUCUCAAGGAAGACUCUUAUUAGUGAAAUUGCUCUGAAAUUACACUGAGAAGGGAAUUACUUUUCUCAUUAAUGUAAAGCACCAGGAAUAUAGGCAUUUAUAUUUUUGUGAGGGUUCUCUGUAACUAAAAAUCACUGCCUUAAAAAUUCAUGUCCAAUUAAUUAUGUUAAUGUGUUAAAUUAUGCUGGCUACGCAUUUUAUUUCACUUCCGAAAUUUGGAAUGUUUCAGGUGAACGGAAACAAAAUUCGGAAGUCGAAUGGAAUACCGAGCCAUUACUAUAUUUUGCUUCAGUACUGCCAACCUUGGAUGAAUAUCUGCACAUUUACUUUUACUCCGGAUGUGUCAAUGAAUCUGCUUGAUUUAUAUCAGAAUAGCAUAUCUAUCUGUAAUCUUUUGUAAUUUCUCCUCUAACCCUUAAACACCACGAGCUAUAAUUUCCUGGCUCUUGCGCAUCUAUGAAUUUAAUUAAUCCACCACAGGCAGCUGAGUCUUUAGUUUCAUUUGGAACUUUGCAAUUCUCCCCCAAUUCUUUCCUCCUUUGAUCUGCUGCUUAAUACAUACAAUUUGUCCAAGCUUUUGGUCAUCUGUUCUAAUAUCUAAUUUUGUGGCUUAGUGCAAUUGUACUGCUUGUUAAUAAUCCCAUGAAGUGUCUUAGAAUUGUUUCAUAUAUGAGGUGGUACAUAAAUAAAAGUUGUUACUGUGAUUAAGAUA